AUGUCUCGCCAGGAAAUCACCAAGGCAUUUAGCCUGCUGCUGACAGCUCAUCCAAGGUCAUCCCGCGGUUUACAGCGCUGCAGAGGAUGGAAAGCCCAGCGAGAGCCAAGCACCGUCCCUGGCCGGGUGUCCGGCACCGCUCUCCCGGACGGGCCGGGCCGGCCCGCGGGGAGAGUGGGGAGCGAUCCCCACUCGCGGCUCCCACCCUGCCACGGGCACCGACAAGACCUGCCGGGCGAGGCGGGUCCCGGCCCGCCCUGUCCCCUGCGCCAGCCUCGAAGGCAGCGAAUGCUGCGGCAGCCAAACUCUCUCCGCGGCCCCGCCCCGUUGCGAAGGAAGCGGCGUCGCCGGUUGCUACGAGGCCGGGCCGGACGCGCAGAGCGGCCCGGCGCUGGCGGCGGUGCGGGCCCGGCGCUGACCCGGGCGCUGCAUGGAGCUCGGCGGGAAGGCCGGCGGGGCGGCGCGGGGGCAGCUCCUCUCCGGGGCCCCGCAGGACCGCGCGGGAGGGCGGCGGAGCGUCCCUGUGUAUCCUUCCCGAGGCGGUCCCCGACCGCCGGGGCGGGCGUUUCUCGGGCCGGCCGAGCCCUGCGAAGGGGGGCCGGGGCCGCGGGGCUGCGUGCGGCCCGUGAUUUACAAGAAGAACGUCGGGCAUUGAAAGAGGAUCAAAAAAUGCAUCGGAGCAAGGCAAUGAAAUAUUUGAUGGAGACAAACAGAAGAAGAAGAGCCUUUGAAGAAAGACAGAAGGAAGAAGAAGCAAAAGAACAAAGAUUUAGAGAACAAGUUCUGCAGCAGAGGAAAAUCAAAUUUCAGGAGGCAACUGCUAAGUUCCGACAUGCUCAUCAGUCCUUUUCUCAGCAGAGACAAACAGUCCAAACAAAAGCAGCUUUUCAGUUAGAAGAAGCUCUUGAACAAAUUAAAGGAUCAGUUUUAACACCAGGACUGUGCUUGCAAAACAUAAACAAAAUCAACUUCAGAACCACAGAUGACCCUUCAUCCUCAUCAGCAUGUAGAAGUGAUUCUUUCCCUCAGAAGAAUAAUUCAGCAAUGUUUGGCUGUGAUGAAACAAUACAGGAGAGCAGUAGAACAGACAUGGAUAGUCACCAACUUCUCUUCCAGAAAAAUCUGAAAGAAAUGCAACAGCUCCUUGAAAAACAGCAUCUCAACAACUUGGAGAAUUUUCAUCAAGAAGUCAAAGAAACAGAUGAUUCAGAAAGCAUGAUGAGCCUUGACAGUCUUGAGGCUGGAGAACAAAAUGGAAAUUGCACAACACAGAGUGAAUCAUCUUUUACCACACAGUGUGACUGUGCCCUGUAUGAUCCAGAAAAAUGCCAGACUAGGAAUAAUGGUUUACUUCACACAGAUCAAAGUACUUCUAAAAAUGCACAUCUAAAUAAUUGUCUGAGAAAUAUAGAUUUGCUACACUACCACAACAUACCUAUUCAUGAUCUUUUAGCUAAACAUAAUGUUCUAACUCCUGCUGAACAUGUAAACACUUUAGAAGAGGAAUCAUCUGCUUCUCACAGAUCUGGAAAACAACCUGCAGAAUUCUCUGCCUCUGGUAAGCAAAAGAGCUCUCUAAGUAAUGCAUUUAGUUUUCUGCAAAACAUAACAGAGAGAAGCAAGCCAUCUUCUGGAACAGCUAGGACAUUUGCCACUGGUCAUCCUGUUUUCAAUCCUAGCAGAGCCUGGGACAGCCCUGAUUCUAAUCCAGGAGAAAGAAUUCAGGAUCUGAUGCAAGAUCAGAGUUUUAAAAUGACCCCACAGGAGAGAACUAAAUCUAUGCAAGCAUCCAGUCAACCUAUUGCAACAUCUGUAAUCUUAUUUCCUAAUCAGGGAUAUUCCACUGACAUUCCUAGCACAGCUGAUGUAUUACCAAAGGACAAAAAUAUCAGUACAGGCUUUUUAAAAAAAAACUUAGGAAAAAUUAUUGAAACAAAAGAAGAAAAUAUUAAAUGUAUGAAUGAUAUUAUUUCAGAAACAUCUUUAUUUCAGGACAUACCAAAUGCCUCAGUUCUGUCAGAAGUUAAGCAACAGAAUAAUAAAGAAAGAAAGGAAAAUAUAAUUGAAAAUAUGUCAUUGUUAUCUGAUACAGAGUUCAAUUCUGACACUUCUGCACAGGACAAAAUCCUGAAAAAUAAUAUUCUUGAUAGAAAAAGAGUGAAGUUAUUCAGAAGUAUCUUAAAGAAGGGUUCUGAAUAUGAACCCAGUAAUUUCAAAGCUGUGGUUACAGACCAUGCAAUCAGUUUUGGAACUCAACUCAUGUCAUCUAUCAGAGACAGUUUAGAACUGGCAAAAAUAAAAAAUAAAAGUGCACAAAAUGAAAAAUGCAAUAGGAAGCUAAAAUGGUGUGAUGAAAUUGACCAGAUAAUAAUAGAAAAUAAUGAAAAAUGCUGUGAAAAAAGCAUCAGAGAAAUAUGUUCUUCAAAACUGCAAUGUGUUCAAACUGCAAAUAACCUUCCUAAGAAUAAUUUAAGUAUUGUUGCUUCAAACCUCAUGUUCAUAAAAAAUCCUCAGGAAAAUUCUUAUAUGUCAAAACCAAACAGUAAUACUGAAAAAUCAAAUAAAAAAUACCCAUCUCAGAAUAUAUUUACAUCUACAGGAUCCUUUUCUGCUAAGAAAUCUUGGAUGGUAUCAAGAGAUGAAACAAGUAAACUCCCAGUAUGUAGCAAUAAUGCUAAAAUUAAAGAAGGUGAUCAACUGAAAAGUAAGGCAAAAAUAUCCAGAAGAGCAACAUCUCUAAGAGUCCAGUCAUGUUUUAUGCCCAAGAAGAGAAGAGGCACUAUGAUCCAACUGCAAUCAGGCACUGAAGCCAACAAAACUCAAAAAGCUCCAGGGAAAUACCUCUCACCUCACCCACCUUCCACACCUCUGCCAGGAAACAGAAGUGUUGAGAACACAGCCAGCCCUGGGUGUCAGUCAGUGCUGCCUGCCAGUCUGCAAGCUACUGGUGCUAGCAGCAGUGAUUUCAAUGACAGGCAUGUUGUGCCAGCCAGUCAGGUUUUAAAUAGGAGCAGUGCAGGAGACAGUGAGACUAUUACUGGCUGUGCUGGCUUGGCCACUGCCGUCUCUACACCUGACUGCUGCACAGCCAAAUACAAACUUUGGGCAAAAAAUACUUGUUCUGUAAAUAAUGUUAAGGCAAGCGCCUGUCAAAAUCAUUCAGUAACUUGCUCUGAGAGAAGACCUGUUAACACAGAAAAUAGAUUACAUCUCCAUCAUAUCCCAGCAGCUGGAAAAACAAGCACCUUCUGGCAUGGAGCACAUUCUACCCAAGCUCCAAAAGACUCUGCUACUGGCGGUGUUCCUGUUACAAGACAAAAUCAGGUUUUUGGCAACUAUGAAAAUAAACACCGACGUUUUUCAGAAUGCAGAAGACAAAGUGUCAUCUCUAAACUAUGGAAGCCUGCUCCUCAUGCACAGAAUUCAUUAUGUGCUGUCCAGCUGAGUCCCAUUCAUUCUGCAUUUGAUCCAGUACAAAAGAUGAAAAACAUCUCUAAAACUGAGGAAGUUUCAGAAAGCACUGCUCAGUUCCUAGUGGCAGAAAAACUGGCAAGUACACCAAUUGCAGAGGGUGAAAUCCUGGCAGCCAUGGACCGUGUGAAGUCAGACAGGCAGCUCUCACUGCUUAGAAGGGCUCUGUGUCCAGGCAGGAGUACUCUUUCUGUAGAAGAACAGAAGAUUUUCCAGUCUCUGGAUUGUCUGAAUCAAAAGCUACAAAAUGUUCAAAAAGCCAUUACCAGAAACCCAUUUGCUACACAUGUUUUGCAGAUAAGCAACACUUAG
This is a messenger RNA of Pyrgilauda ruficollis (rufous-necked snowfinch), 3783 nucleotides long. It is a transcript of the gene CEP126, whose product is annotated as centrosomal protein 126. Bases 1 to 3783 code for a protein of 1260 amino acids. Gene Ontology annotation, biological process: mitotic spindle organization; non-motile cilium assembly; cytoplasmic microtubule organization. NCBI's taxonomy places the organism in Eukaryota, Metazoa, Chordata, Aves, Passeriformes, Passeridae. The record is from RefSeq and is a predicted model, not a curated record. The transcript is spliced from 11 exons. Gene Ontology annotation, cellular component: midbody; ciliary base; centrosome.